Bufo bufo (common toad) is the source of this 2243-nucleotide messenger RNA. RefSeq names its product synuclein gamma (gene SNCG). The transcript has 5 exons. NCBI's taxonomy places the organism in Eukaryota, Metazoa, Chordata, Amphibia, Anura, Bufonidae. Bases 63 to 446 code for a protein of 127 amino acids. Gene Ontology annotation, cellular component: cytoplasm; axon terminus; neuronal cell body. Gene Ontology annotation, biological process: synaptic vesicle endocytosis; synapse organization; chemical synaptic transmission. Gene Ontology annotation, molecular function: cuprous ion binding. The record is from RefSeq and is a predicted model, not a curated record.
UCCAGUAGGACUCAGGUCAAGCUAAGGAGUCCCUUAAACUUUGCUAUAUUUAUAAAGGCAGCAUGGAUGUCUUCAAGAAAGGCUUCUCUAUGGCUAAGGAAGGUGUGGUGGCAGCUGCAGAGAAAACCAAGCAGGGUGUGACAGAGGCUGCAGAGAAGACCAAAGAGGGGGUCAUGUAUGUAGGAUCCAAAACUAAGGAGGGUGUGGUUCAAAGUGUCAACACAGUUGCUGAAAAAACCAAAGAACAGGCCAGUGUGGUGGGUGGAGCAGUGGUAACCGGUGUAAACCAAGUGGCAUCAAAGACUGUAGAAGGAGCCGAAAAUGUCGUAACUUCAGCCGGCAUUGUAAAAAAGGAGGACUUAGCACGCCCAGAAGAAGCUGCUGCAGAAGAGCCAGCUGUGGAGGCCACAGAAGAAACUGAGAAGGCUGGUGAUGCAGAGAAUUAGUCAUUUAAUCUUAAAUGCUGCCAAACUCUUAGAAGAUCUAUCGCUAAUACGAUGCAGGAAACCAUUGAUUCCACAACUGAACAUCCCCAACCAUCCAUCGCACUGUUUAUCAUGAAGAUUUACAAAUUUGCCUUUUUCUGAUAGAUUGAUUCAUUUAAAGUAGUAUCAUAGCAGUUGUGUGAAAAUGUUUGCAAACCUUUUGGGAUAUGGUUUUCAUGAUUAAAACUUAAAAUGUCAACUAAGUCAUAUAAUCUUUAAUGACAACAUUAAACAGUCCCAUAAUUGUAUUAAGCAAGUAAAUACAAGAAUUAAAGGGGUUGUCCAUCCUAGGAGCUGACAACCCAAAUGUGUAUAAGUUGUACCUCAUUAUAAAAAACAACAACAUUUAUCUGUCUCUCCAUGCCCCUGCCCAAUUCCCGCAUGCUAUUGGUCACUGCAGAAACAAUAAUUGGCAUGUACAUGUGACCACUGUGGUGAUUCACAGGCCUCAGUGGUCACAUCUGUUACACAAUAUAACACUGAUGUGACCAGAAGUUGCCAGGGACGGGUCACUGGGGUUUUCAGCUCUAAGCUCGGAAAACCAUUUUAGGUCAUUGUCAGUAUAACAUGUAUGUAAACAAUUUAGCAAGCAGUGGAACCUCAUGCCACCAUUGGUCUGUUCUUUCAAUGUGGCAAAUUAACAAUAACAAAUAAUAUCAAUUGCAAGAGAUUCCUGCAUAUUGCUUGCUAGGUAAUUAUGUAAGGAAUAUACAGCUCACUCCUAUUAGAUCUUUGUAGGACACUUACUCCUAGUGAGCAGAGAUGAUUCAUUUCUUACAUCUGAUCAUACUCCGAAAGAUAAGUGUCCCAUUAAGUUAUUGUCUGACCCUUUAAACAUGCCUUAUCAAGCAAACUAGAGUCACCAGAGUCACCCACUGUGCCAGAGUUGUUACUUCUCAUCAGUCCAGAGUAGGGUGCAGUUUGGCUAUGUGAAAUAAUGUGUAUACAGACUCUUGGUAGGUACUAAAUUCUCUUUGAGAAGAUCAGGUACUAGUAUGUUUUAAAGAUGUUUUCCAAUCACAAAUAUCACGCCAAUGUUUCUGGUACAUUGGAUACAAAAUUUCAUUUGAAAGGGUAAUUUUUUUCAAAAAAUUCUUACUUUUUAAUUGUGUCAGUAUGAAUAUUGAAUGUACUUACAUCCAGCACGUGCCUGCAAAAUGUGGGCGGCCUGUGUGCUGCUGGACUGUGCCCACAGCUGAAGUAAACUAUUGGAACGAUUCUUGGUAGAAAGAAAUUCACAUUUUUUUUAAGACAUGCGUUAAAGCAGAGUUGGUUGAGAUAGUAGGCAGACUACAGAAUGCAAAGUGUAGAAUAGUGGAAUGGGACAUUUUCCACAACUAAUAGAUUUUUAUACAAGGAUGACAAAGGGAUACCAUUAACAGCACUUAAAGGCCUCAAUCUGCUGCAGUACAUACAUAUCAAAGGUUCACAUACAUGAGGACAUCAGUACAUUAUUAUUCCUAUACAGGAUGAUAUCAAUGUUACAGUAGAUUACUUGAGAGUUCUUUUUUCUAACAAGUUAUUUCUCCCUAAGUUAUUUGAUUCAGAAAGGAAAACUGGUAAAAAACGUACUUUGACCGCUUUUUCCGGCGCUUGCUUGGAAUGAUUCAGACCCAAAUCAUCGGACAGAUAAGGGAUUAACUUUUAUUUGCAGGGUAGUCAACGCGUUUUGAGGGCUGGAUUGUCCUCUUCAUCAGGACUGUAUACACUGAGGGGAAUUAAAGCACAUUUAAAACACACUUAAAAUGGGAGUUUUUG